GGGCACAAAACUACUAGUACUACAACUUGGCCUUGACAGAAAUUGAAAACGGAGAAUAUAAAGCAAGUCCCGAUAUAAUGUGACCCUUUCGUACUCCCCUCUCCGCCAACACAUCUUCCCGCGAGAUAGACCCAUUCAGUAAGGUGCCGAUGUCUGUCGAAGCAGGUGUGUUAGUGAGCGCUCUCAUUACGAGUUGAGCACUUCUAUUACAAAACUUGAGGUACGUGUUGUUUUAUAUUUUUUGUUUUAUAAAGGCACAUUAAGAUUAAAUGCUGUAUAUUUCUAAAACUUCCGAAAAUUUAUGGGUUUAUUUAAAAAGAGUUCUUUAUAUUACUAAAACUAUUGUAUGAUUUUUGGAACUAUAUCUAAAGGAUUCUUGUUAUUACAAAAAUAUCUGUUUGAUUUACAAUAUCAUUGAAAGUUAAAUCCUUGUAAUACUAAAAUAAUUCAACGAGUUUCUUAGUUGUGUCCAUAAACUACAAAGUUUUUUGGUACUAAGGCCUUAAUUAUUGUUAUUAUUUUAUGUACUAACAAGUAUUAAAUAAGAGGGUAACCAUAUCUUAACCUCUUACAGAUACAUUGCAAAAAAAUUGAAGAAAUAUGUCAUCACGAUCGCGAAGAAUUAUGAACCUUCUUAAUGUUUCACAUCUACCUGAUGAAUGGGAAAACAGUUGCGAUAAGGACCCAAACGUCAGCAAUGAAGAAAAAGAGAACAUCCCUUUAAGUUCAACAUCAAAACGUUCGUCGAGAUCGUCAUCUAGUAGUUCCAGUUCGUCUUCUAGCGUCAACAGUAGCAGUUCGUCAUCUUCUAGCAGCAGCUCUUCCUCUCGAUAUUGUUCACUGGAACAAGGACGAUUUGUUUCCCAUAUCUUAAAAGGUAAAGAAAUUGAAGCCCAGCCUCAGUCUUUAUCAUCUAGAACUACUUCACCUUCAAUACUAGAAUCCACAGAUAUCGUAAUUUUAACACCACGAACUCCAGCUGUACAUUACCGUAUAUCGCCAAUGAAUUCAGAAGAGAGUGAUGCUGAUAUUAGUGACAAUGAUCCCACUUAUAAUGAACAUCAAGGUAGAAAACGUUCGCCAAGCUCAUCUUCAAGUUCCUCUGAUGAUGGUACUUCUGAAGUAGUCGCAACAUCGCCCAGGAGAUCGAAGAAACGUAAAGCUGAUCCUACUAAAUGGAAGCAAAAUAACCAAAAGAUAAAACGAAAUGCAGGAGAACAAUACAUUUCUACUAAGACUAGAAACGUUGUUCCUGCGCGCCAAAUGAAGAGUCCAUGCAAUCAGAAAUGCAGAUUGAAAUGCAGCGAAAACUUUGAUGAGGCUAAAAGACUUCAACAUUUCAAAUGUUUUUGGGCACUAGGAGAUUUGCAAUUACAGCGUAUGUUUAUAAAAGCAAGAAUGGCUUUAGUUGAACCUAAAUAUAAGUAUUUAAACGCUCAACAUCCCAGAGCACCAAAUGCUGCUUUCUACUUGUACGAUGAUAACGCCAAAAUCAGAGUCUGCAAAACAUUUUUUAUCAAUACGUUGGGAAUAACAAGUAAAAUGAUUCGCACAGUAAGAUAUAAGACUAACAAUUGCAAUUCUGUUGAAGAAGAUAGAAGAGGCAAACAUAAUAGUCAUAGACGCGUGGAUGACAAUCUGAAAGAAGAUAUCAUUAGAUUUAUCAAUCUAAUACCACGAAUUGAAUCGCAUUAUUUAAGAGCGUCGACCUCAAGAGAGUUCAUAAGUGGAUCGAAAAGUAUUACUGACUUGUUUAGAGACUUUCAAGAAAAACAGAAGAAUAAUUCCCGAGAUUCUGGAAAGUUUCAUUUGUUUUAUGAGAUUUUUACUACCCAUUUUAAUUUGGGUUUUUUUCAACCCAAGAAAGAUCAAUGCGAUCUUUGUUUACAGUAUAACAACUCUUCUGCUGAUCAGAGGCUUGCUCUCAAAGUCAAAUAUGAUACUCACCUAGAAGAAAAGGAAUUAAGCCGAGCAGAAAAAAAGAAUGAUAGAAUGACUCUUGACAAAUAUAAUUUAUGCGUUUGCUACGAUGUUCAAGCGAUAAUGCAAAGUCCCAAUGGAGAAACAUCAUCGUUUUAUUAUAAAUCCAAAUUGAAUAGCUACAACUUUACUUUGACUGUGUUAAAUAAAUUACCAGAGAAUGAAGACGAUUUUAAAGGCUAUGGUGACGUGCAUUGCUAUUUCUGGGAUGAGACCCAAGGAAAAAGAGGUGCAGUGGAGAUUGGAAGUUGCGUUUUAGACUUUUUAAAGAAGGUUUGUGAGGAUGCAGGUGAACAUGAAGUUAACGUAACAUUUGUAACAGAUAAUUGUUGUGGCCAAAACAAAAAUAAAUACAUAGCUUCUUUAUACAUGUUUGCAGUCACUACUAUAAAAAACUUAAAGGGCAUAACUCACAAAUUCCUUAUAAAAGGUCAUACGCAAAAUGAAGCCGACAAUGUACACAUGCUGAUACAGAAACAAAUAUCAAGAGAUUUAAAAGCUGGUCCAAUCUUAACACCACUUCAAUACACCACCGCAAUUCAGAGAGCUAGGAAAACGGGGAAACCUUUUAUCGUUCAUACUUUGAAUCAUGAUUUCUUUUACGACUUGAAAGAUUUACAAGUCAAGUGGGGAUAUCAUUUCAACGUUGACGAAGAGAAGAAUACCAUCGUAUGGAAUCACAUCAAAGUUAUGAAAUUUACGAAAGGGAACCCAUUCUUUUUUCAAUAUAAGACAUCAUACAAAGACGCGUUUAAACAAAUAAAUGUUAGAAACAAAAGAAAGAAAAUGUUGGAUAAUAAAGAAAUAUCUAUCAAAACAGUUUAUAGUGCGCCAUUUGAGUUAAGUUUAAAUAAGAAACAGGAUCUCAAAGAAUUAAUUUCUAAGAGACUUAUUGACCCUUAUCAUGCCUGUUACUAUAAUAAUAUGUUAAUGUAACUGUUUUCUAAUUGUAAUUUUUAAUACUUUGUUUUAUUUUUGAAAUGAUUUAUG
Messenger RNA from Diabrotica virgifera virgifera (western corn rootworm), 2970 nucleotides. RefSeq lists its product as uncharacterized. The record is from RefSeq and is a predicted model, not a curated record. Bases 601 to 2916 code for a protein of 771 amino acids. The transcript is spliced from 2 exons. Lineage: Eukaryota; Metazoa; Arthropoda; Insecta; Coleoptera; Chrysomelidae.